Molecule: messenger RNA, 1462 nt
Organism: Mobula hypostoma (lesser devil ray)
Lineage: Eukaryota; Metazoa; Chordata; Chondrichthyes; Myliobatiformes; Myliobatidae
Product: adiponectin-like
Exons: 5
Coding region: 261-1208 (315 amino acids)
Molecular function (GO): protein binding
Source: RefSeq, a predicted model, not a curated record
UCAAAAUAUCAACCAUCAAAUAGGAUCCUGCUUCUGUGUGACAGACAAUUCCAUGUGGAGCAGCAACAGGACUAUAAUGUGACAUCAGCCUUGGAUACUUUGCCAGGAGUCGGCUCCUAGCAAAAGGAAAGAUCAGCGGGACUGACAGGUAAAGGACGGAACAGUUGAAUUCCACAUCUGAAGGAAAGGGAGAGUAAGCUCUAAGCUGUGUGUGGGCCUCAGAUGGAGCAUAGGUGCUCAAUGAAGCAGUCACCCAAUCUAUGUUGGGUCUCACCAAUAUACAGGAGUCCACAGCAGGAGCACUGGACACAGUAUAUGACCCCAACAGACUCAGAGGUCACUUGGAACAGAGCUUGGUUACCACAGUAAAGAUGUUAUUCAAACGAUUCCUCUGGCUGGUUGUUUUAAUUGGCCUCACCUACUCCGAUGAAACAAAUGAACAACCAGAAGACAUGGAACCUGAAGCUGAAGCUGAACCUGAACCUGAACUUAAACUUGAAACUGAAUCCCCUGUUGUCGUCAGUCCUCCUGAAAUUCUGGCAACAACUCCCCAAGCACCUCCUCGAGUAAUUGAAGGUUGCCAGAACUGGAUGGCAGGAAUACCUGGCAGUCCCGGCCACAAUGGCAUCCCUGGCAGAGACGGUAGAGAUGGCCGUGGUGGUGCAAAGGGAGAAACUGGUGAAACAGGAGAACCAGGACCAAAGGGUGAUGAAGGAGUACCUGGCCUACCAGGUUUAGAUGGUAAAGAGGGGCUUGCUGGGCUUCCAGGAGACAAGGGAGAAAAGGGAGAUAGUGGGUAUUCUUAUCGCUCAGCAUUCAGCGUGGGUCUGACCUCAAGAAAUCCUGUCCCAAACAUGCCUAUCAAGUUCUCCAAAGUUUUCUACAAUGAUGAAAAGCACUACAAUGAAGACACUGGAAAGUUCACUUGCCCAUACUCAGGGAUCUAUUUCUUUUCAUAUCAUAUUACUGUCUAUACUAAGGAUGUCAAGGUUGGCUUGUAUAAAAACAAUAAGGUUAUCAUUUUUACUUAUGAUCAGUUUCAGAAUAAUGAUGUUGACCAAGCUGGAGGUUCUGCAGCUAUUCAUUUGGAUGAAGGGGAUGAAGUGUGGUUGCAGGUUUAUGGAGACAAUACAUUUAAUGGGAUUUAUGCUGACAACAAUAAUGACUCUGUGUUUACAGGAUUCCUCUUGUACCCAGAUCUGCAUUAAAGAAGUUUCAUUACUAUUUUCUUAAAACAAUUACAGAAUUUCUAUAUAAAUCACUUUAAAAAUGUAACCACCACUAAUUGUUUUCUAACUACAAACUGAGAACACGGAGAAUCGGAGAAGAAAAUUGUUAGUUCCGUAUUUUGCUUCUUUACUAUGAAUCCGUAACCUCAAAAAUUAAGUGAAUUAUAUGCAUAUUUCAUAUAAUCUUCUUACAUAGUUGUUAAGAUAUAACUGAAUAAAGAUUCUUAAACUAA